This is a messenger RNA of Cutaneotrichosporon cavernicola, 2718 nucleotides long. RefSeq lists its product as uncharacterized. Gene Ontology annotation, cellular component: nucleus. NCBI's taxonomy places the organism in Eukaryota, Fungi, Basidiomycota, Tremellomycetes, Trichosporonales, Trichosporonaceae. The transcript has 6 exons. The coding region runs from base 1 to 2718 and encodes 905 amino acids. The record is from RefSeq and is a predicted model, not a curated record.
AUGGAUGGUCCCUCAACCUCGCGCGCCUUCCCCCUCCCAUUAAUCAGCGAGGACACGCUGCAUUACGUCCUCCACCCAGCUUCCGCAUCUUCCGAGGCCGACCUCGCUGCCCUGGCAACCCUCAUCUCCACGCGGGUCGCGAGCCUCCUUCCCAAACCCUGGCUGUGGAACAAGGACCCAUGGGAACUCAAGGCGGUCCCCAGCGAAGGGAAACUCGAGGGCCUUAUGCGUGUCGGCGAUGCAGUCGAUGACGAGUGGCUCGUCGUCUGGCUAUUGCGCGAGGUGUCGCGAACAUGGCCGGAACUCGUCGUGUCCAUCCGGGAUAGCGAUGGCGAGUUCCUGCUUAUUGAGGCGGCGAAUGUUCUGCCGGGGUGGGUGACGCCCGAGAACGCCGAGAACAGGCUAUGGCUGUGCGCGGGACACCUCAACCUCCUUCCGCUUAGCGUGGUGUCGUCCUCACGCCCACAUCAGAUCGCGGAUGAUCAAUACGACGAUAGUGGGCGCGCGAUCGACGCUGAUGCAUGGAUUAACCAGGCUGAUGCCGUGGCGGCUGUGCGGACUGGCAAGUAUCGGGCACCGGAGAUCGAGGCCGCUGUGUGGGAGAGGAUUGCUUGCUAUCCCGAAGCGCUGAAGACCCACCAGCACCGUACCAACGCGUACCUCCCCGUGCCCAUCGCCCGGGCACUCCACUCGGACCCGGAGCUCAUCCAGCGCGCCGUCGAGGGCUUCUACGUGCGCGACCCGGCACAACUGAGGGCUGCCUCGCGGAUGACACAUUUCCCACCGUCUCCGGCCAUGCUGUCUUCUGUGCUCAUGACCCGCGCUGCGUACGCUCAGCUACAAGGUCAGGUGUUCCACCCUCCGCGAGUAUUCGGGCCAGAGUGGCAUGUACGCGAAGACCAGGGACCUGAUGAGCGCCGCUGGCGCGACCUCGGCGUCAAGAUGGCCACGGGGUUCGAGAUCAUGUACCGCGAGGGCGGGCGGAAGGGGCGGACGGCAGACACGACGGCUUCCCCCGAGGGCCUGAAGGAUGAGCCAGGGUAUGCGAGGUACAUUGACGACCUGCAGCGUGCAGGGUACUUUGGCGAGGAAGUACGAGGGAGCGCGCGAUGGAAGGAGCGCGAGGUUGAGGCAGCCAAGGGCUGGGUCGCAGUCUGGUCGGAAGACACGACUCAGCAGCGGCCGUCGUUUGCGUACCUUGUCGACAAAGCCAUCGAUGCGACCAAGCCUGAGGACAUCUCUCCGCCCGCGGACGAAGACAGCGAGGCGUGGCUCGAGGUCGAUCCUGCGGAGCUCGACGCGAUGCUGAACCGCGCGGCAGGUCGACAGGCGCCUAGUGGCGACAUGGAGAUUGGCGAAGAGCAUGGGCGAGCACUCAAGAACCUUGCAGGCCAGCUCGAGGCAUUCGUUGGUGGCGAGGGCGACCUGGAGGGAGCACGGUUCGCCGACGAGCUGAGCGACGAGGACAUGGACUCUGACUCGGAAGAAGAGGAGGCCGCACCAACGGCAGAAGAGCGUGAGGAGCGCAUGCGCAACCUCGUUCCCGCGUUGCCUGAGGGCGAGUGGGGCGCGCGUGGCGCAGACGGCAAGGCGACUGCCGAGGCGGAAGAUGACGAUGUCGAGAUGGCGCCACCCCCAGCAAAGGGCACUGUGGCAGGCACGGCGUUUGGCGACUCGCUCCUCCCGCCCCAGAUGCGCGCACCUCGCUUCGAGGCGGUACACUAUGAUGGCGUUGAGAGUGACAGCUCUGACGAAGAAGACCUCCCGCCGCAGGGCACGCUUGGGCGCCACAUCUCGGAGAUGAAGUGGGGCGACGCGCCACGGAAGGAGGCGAUGAUCGAGGAGAUCGACGACGACGACAACGAUGGGGAUGAGGAGGACCGCAAGGAUCGGGAGCGGAAAAAAGCGCUCACAUUCGACGAUGACAUUGACGAGCAGAUGCGUCGGCGAGUGUGGGGCGGCGACGACGAGGAGGAUGAGGAGGACGAGAUGGAGGAUAUCAAGGAGGGCCAGCGCAGGACAGAGGACCGCGACGGGCCGGACGAGGACGAGUUCCUGCGCUUUGCGCGCGACGCGCUCGGGAUCGACGCCGACGCGUGGGACAACAUCCUGGCACAGCGGCGGGCACGGGGAGCGUUCGUCCCCGGAUCAGCUGCUCUGCGUCCAUCGGCUACCAAAUCCAAGUCUGCGGAUGCGGCCCCAAAACCCGACCCGUCGCUCAACUCGUUUGAGAGCAUGAUGGCGGCGAUGGAUAACGAGCUGGCUCGACAUCACGCUGCAGAGGAGGUUCCGACACUGGGUGGACCGGUGUUUACGAAGCCUGCGGGCGCUGGGGCUGCGUUGAAGAAGAAGAAGAAGGGCAAGGGCAAGAGCAAGGGCAAGGGCAAGAUGCCGACAGUGUCGUUUGCCGACGAGGACGAGCCUGGGCCAGACGAGGGGCGUUAUAAGAAUAUCGCAUCGCUCCCACGGCCAGACGAGAUCGACGACAUGUCAGACGACGCGCUCGCGGCCAUGGACGCAGAGUUGCGCGCUGCGCUCAAGGAGAGCGGCGCAGACGACGAGCCUGAGGGCAUGGACGAUGACGCGCGCCGCGAGUACGGCAUGGUGCGCGAUCUGCUGGAGAGUUAUGCGGCGCAGGGUGGACAGGCGGGAGUUGUGGGCAACCUGGUGGGCCGGUUGGGGGAAGCUGCAAAGGUACAGGAGGGGAAGAAAAAGUGA